Oenanthe melanoleuca is the source of this 3160-nucleotide messenger RNA. RefSeq names its product glutathione peroxidase 3 (gene GPX3). Gene Ontology annotation, biological process: response to oxidative stress. Gene Ontology annotation, molecular function: glutathione peroxidase activity. Lineage: Eukaryota; Metazoa; Chordata; Aves; Passeriformes; Muscicapidae. The transcript has 5 exons. The record is from RefSeq and is a predicted model, not a curated record.
GUCCCUUGUUUUUAUUUUGGUUUUAGGAAAACUGAGUUCAGGAGUGACUCAGACUUUCACUGCUCUUGGCAGGGAUCAGGGACACGUGGAAGGGACACAACCAUACUGUGCCACACAGCACUACAGCUAGACGUGGUGACUGUUCCUCUGGUGGGAAAUAGUGGGGCAGGGAGCAGAGUCCUGAGCAGCUCCCCAGGUCUGUCCCAGCUCCUUUGCAGGAGGUGACUCAAGCCUUGGUCAGGGUCAGAAGUGUGAGCUGUGCUGGGGAGCACAGCACUGGGCACACACUGGUCUCUGUUGGCUGCAGGAUGCAGAGGUGGGCAGGCAUUGUGCAGGCCAGAAGCUGCAGCCCUGUGGCCUCAAAUCUCCCUGGAGCCUAGGAGAGGUGGGGAGGUCAAACCCCAGAUAGUGGCUCCUACAGCCUUUGGCAAGGACCCACCUUGCUCCACUCACAGCUGAAUCUGAGUCAGCCAGAACACUCCUGUGGCUGGGCUGGCUCUUGGUAUGUUGUGAUGGGCUCUGUGCAGUCCCCAGGUAGCGGGUGAGCAUCCUGAGGGUUUGCCUGGACCCAGAGAAACACUCCACACUGCUUGAGGUCCAGGCAGGGCAGGACUAAGCCAUUCCCCCAGUAGCAGGGCAGGUUUAAAGCUUUGGGAAAUGCUGCCAAUUGACAGAGAGACCCACAGCUCCACUGCUCCAUGGUUUCUCUGUGUGCCUGGGAGAUGUACCCAACCCCCAGCCCUCCCACGCCAGCUGAGGCUGCACUUGGAGCCUCACAACAUCAGCCUUUCCCAGGACAUGGUGUUCCUUCUGCUGAAGAACACAGAUUGGGAGAUAGCUCCCAGCUUCCUCUUAACCCAUAGACACACUCCCCUUCUUUGGGGCCAUCUCCAGCAUCUAGCUCAGUGACAGCAUCAUGGCCUGACCCUGCUUUCUAGUAAAGCCAAACCUCAUGCUGGCACUCAUGGUCCCCCCAGGGCUCACCCACUGCCACCCCAUACUAUUCUCCACCCCAGGCCAGCCUGCCCCCAAAACCACAACUCCCCAGCUCCCCUCCAGCCAGUUAAUUCUCCCAUUGAAUAAUUUCUGGGGGAAUUUCAGGGAAUUUAGACCUCACCACCAAUAUUUUCCUUGGAGACAGCCCAGGGUAAAUGUUCACAUUCCUUGGCUAAGCAAACAGGACCUUGGAAACUCCUGUCUCUGAGAACACCAAGGGUUAAGGGACAGCAGUGCCCUGCCCUUGACCCCAGCAGGGUCAUCAUGGAGCCACAGUCCAUGAGCUGCAGAACAGCCCCUGGCAGGAGGGAUUCUUCUCCAGAGCUGCUUCUAGCAGCACCUUCAUUUACCGGGCAGAAAGGAGAGGAGCGGGAUCAACUUUCCCCACCCCGGCCCAGCUUGAGCAGCACUGGGGGGGCACCUACCGAACACCAGCCCCGCCUCCCUGAGGCUGCUGCUGGCGGGGUUUGGUCCCUGCUCCUCGGGUGCCAACACCCCCUUUGGGGGAAAUGUCACCCUGGCUGGGUGGCCUGCGCAGGAUGGGGCACCUCUCCUCGGCGGCACCUCUGCCCCCCGUCCCCUGUCCCACCCUCUUCAUCCUCCGUCACCUCUUUCCUUCCUUCCCCCGAUAUCUCUCCUCCACCUUGCGGGUUUAAACCCGGCUCGGGUAACACGUUGCAUAAACCCCGGGCACAUGCCGCUGCCCCGUGUCCCCGAGGGUGCCCCGGGUCACCGCCAGGCCGUGGUGCCACCCCCGGGCGGUGUCCGUCCGUGUGUCCGUCCCAGAGCCCACAUGGUUAACGCGGUCGGCCCGGCCCCCCCCCGGCCAUUGGCUCCCCCCUCGCAGCCCCGCAGCUAUUUCUUGGCCGCCGGGCUCGGAGGUGACAGCAGGCGACAGCGGCGCGCGUCCCCGCUGCUCGCCCCGGGCUGCCAGGGGGUGCCGGCACCCCGCACCCCGCGCCCAGCCAUGGGGGGCUGCUCCCGCAGCAAUUGGAUUUUGCCCCUUUUUUUGGCUGGGCUUGUCCAGCUGGGGCGAAGUGAGGAGAGAGAGAAGGUGGACUGCUACCCCACGGUGACGGACACCAUCUACAACUACGGGGCCCUGACCCUCGAUGGGGACGAGUACAUCCCCUUUGAGAGGUACAAGGGAAAGACAGUGCUCUUUGUCAACGUAGCCACAUACUGAGGCCUGACCCUGCAGUAUGUUGAACUGAAUGCACUACAAGAUGAGCUGAGAAACCAAGGGUUCGUGGUCCUUGGCUUCCCCUCCAACCAGUUUGGGAAGCAGGAACCUGGCCAGAACUCAGAGAUCCUCCCAGCACUUAAGUAUGUCCGGCCAGGAAAUGGCUUUGUUCCCAACUUCCAGCUGUUCCAGAAAGGGGAUGUGAAUGGGGCCAAGGAGCAGAAGAUCUUCACCUUUCUGAAGAAUGCCUGUCCACCUGUGGCGGAGGAGUUUGGGAACCCCAACAAGCUCUUCUGGGAGCCUCUGCGGAACCACGACAUCAAGUGGAACUUUGAGAAGUUCCUGGUGAGCCCUGAGGGAGUGCCCAUCAUGCGCUGGUACCAUCGCACCAACAUCGCCGUCGUGAAGAGAGACAUCAUGAACUACCUGAGGACACGGCAGCAGAACCAUGAGGAACAGCAGGAGCAGUAGAGCCUCAGGCUGCUGGCAUGAGGGCCAGCAUCCCCCCAGCUGCUUCCAUUCCAUUCCCUCCCCAGAUGUUCCCCAGCAGCAGGAAUCAUGCACUGUCCUCUCCAUUGCUCCUGUCUCUGGCACCCCCCAGUCAGGAUGCUGGGCUGGGCGAGCUCGUGGCAGAGACCUCAGCGAUGGCAGUGGCAUAGUUCCAAUAUCCCCGUGUCCCACCUUCAUUCCUGGUGGUGACAUCUCCUGGCCUCCAGCUUGCCCCUCUGCUCCACCAUCGCAGACAGUGGGAGGAUGGAGGGGCCAGCUGUCCCUGGAGCAGGAGACCACUUCUCCAUGAAGGCUCAGCCCGAAAGCCCCUGGCUGGGGCGGGCCUGGCCUGAUCGUGCCAAGCACGGAGCAGCUCUUCAGUGCAUUCAGGCUGCCCGUGGUCCUGGCACACAGAUGUGCUGCUCUCCUUCUCAGGGGUGGCCGGCCCCUCCCCACCCACCACAGAAACACCAAAUAAAGGCUUUGCAAAUA